CCUUUCAAGCCACACGCGCGGUGGAAAUUUAAGAAAAUGUUCGUACAUUGACGUGUAUUUCUGUGUAUUUCUCUAUAUUGUUGUGGAUUUCUGUGUAUUGCUGUGUAAUAAUGUCGCCUAGGUACGGCUCCACGAAUUGUGACACGAUAAAAAAGGAGGAAAUCGAGGAAAUUGAUGUAAGUGUACCGUUCAAGCAGCGGCGAUGGUGGUGGGUGAGCCAGCGGCUGGUGUACGGCCUGGGGCACGUGUACAACGACCUGUGCGCCGCGAUGUGGUUCUCCUACAUGAUGCUGUUCCUGCAGGCGGUGCUGCAGAUGCGGGCGGUGGUGGCCGGCGCCAUGCUGCUGUUGGGUCAAGUAGUAGAUGCUCUCGCCACACCGAUAGUCGGUGUACUAGCAGAUAAAUAUAGCACCAAGAAAUUCUGGCAUUUAACAGGUUGUGCUAUAGUGACCUGCACGUUUCCCCUCCUCUUCAUCCGCUGCUGGGGCUGCCGGGCGGCGCGGGAGACGCAGUACCUGGGUUGGUGGAUGCCGGUCUACUACGCUACACUCAUAGUCCUCUUCCAGAUCGGAUGGGCGAUAGUCCAGAUAUCGCACCUCGCCAUCAUACCCUCCAUCACUGAGAGCCUGCAAGUACGCUCCGAGCUCACGUCUAUAAGGUAUAUGGCUUCAGUGAUAUCGAGUCUGACGGUGUACUUCAUCACGUGGAUAGUAUUGAGAGCGACGAACUAUAGUAACUUCAUAGGACCUGCCGAUGACUACAAGUUUAGGGAUGUGUCGCUCAUAAUAUCGGGCAUCGGAGUAGCGUCCUACGUGAUAUUCCACGUGCUCUUCAAACUGAACCCCCCGAAGGAGACGAAGCAGAAGAAACAAAACGGACACACGGCCGAGAAAGGAGACAAUAUAUCACAAAUUGUGACUACAAAAUCAAAAAUUAUGCACUUCUUACAGAUGCCGCUGUUGUAUCAAACUAGUUUAUUGUAUGUAUUCUCUAGGCUGUACUGGGCCUUAAGUCUGGUGUAUGUUCCCCUCUUCCUAGAAGAGCGUCUGUCGGUGAACCCCACGGAAGGCUCAGAGCUGGUCGCCAGUGUGCCCCUAGCUUUGUACGUCUCAUCGUUGCUCUGCUCAUUCCUUCUAAAAAGCAAAAUCAAUAGGCUUGGACAUCAUGUAGCGUAUUUUAUUGGAAGCACCCUCAGUCUAGUGAGCUGCCUUUGGAUUGCGCUUGCAAUAAGCCCCGACGCCAACGUUAUUCAGAUAUAUUUAGUGGCUACGUUAAUAGGUGCCGGUAGUUCCAUUACUCUGGUAUCAAGUUUGUGCGUGACGGCAGACCUUAUAGGGCCACAUUCCCAUCAAGGCGCCCUUAUAUAUUCCAUCGUUACUUUCGCUGACAAACUAGUCACGGGAAUCGCAGUAGUUGCUAUAGAAAAUUAUAAAUGUGAAGAUGCCUUAGACUGUCCACAGUACUAUAGAGGUGUACUGACCUACGCCUGCGGUGGUAGUGCCAUUUUAGGGAUACUAUCUCUCUCCAUUACUAUUCUAACAUCGAAAUCGAAAUCGUAACUACCAUAAAAUAUAUAGUAAUAGUUUUAUAAAUAAAUAUAAAAUAUG
Aricia agestis (brown argus) is the source of this 1607-nucleotide messenger RNA. RefSeq names its product major facilitator superfamily domain-containing protein 12-like (gene Bm-re). Gene Ontology annotation, molecular function: symporter activity. The coding region runs from base 111 to 1559 and encodes 482 amino acids. The transcript is spliced from 10 exons. Lineage: Eukaryota; Metazoa; Arthropoda; Insecta; Lepidoptera; Lycaenidae. The record is from RefSeq and is a predicted model, not a curated record. Gene Ontology annotation, cellular component: membrane. Gene Ontology annotation, biological process: carbohydrate transport.